Messenger RNA from Moneuplotes crassus, 492 nucleotides. Lineage: Eukaryota; Ciliophora; Spirotrichea; Euplotida; Euplotidae. The record is from the annotation of a GenBank genome assembly.
UUGGUCUUGAGAAUGGAUGUUUGAUAUAUACUCCAUGUUCGUAUCACAGUUUGUCAACAUGGUUUUUGGAACCAUAGGUUUGAUAUCUUGGUAUGAAGGCAUAAAGGAGGACUGCACAGGUGAAAAUCUUGGAUACUUAUUCAUGAAUUUUCAAAUAACUGGCUGGGAAGGAUUAGACUACUUGUGAAUGAUUAUUGUUCUAUUUGGCUAUUUAGAAGAUGAAUACGUACGUUGGAGGUUUCUCCAAUGUUUUACCGUUUGUCUAUUUUGCAUUAUUGGCUCUGUUUGGGGUACAAUAGACAUGAUAGUUCACCCUGACCAAUGAAACCCUGGAUUGAUGAUCCUAAUGUGGCUUAUCAUGACUAUUGAGGCCAUUCACACCUUUGUAUCCAAAAUUAGAAAUAUCAGGAAGUUCCAAAAAUAUGCAGAAGGAGAUGAUGUUGUAGAUAGAGUUGACCCAGAAAGUAUCCAAGAUUAAGACAGAUCUAAAUA